This is a messenger RNA of Aspergillus lentulus, 990 nucleotides long. The record is from RefSeq and is a predicted model, not a curated record. Lineage: Eukaryota; Fungi; Ascomycota; Eurotiomycetes; Eurotiales; Aspergillaceae.
AUGGCUUCUCAUUUGAGUGAUAGGUUUCUCUGGUUAUGUCUGGGCGUGUCUCUCUUCUUUGCCGUCCGCGGAAUUGCUGCGGAUCUCCGCCGCGUGAGUGAUUUGACGGAAAUCAAGCAUGUCGAAAAGGAAGACAAGAUAAUCAGUGAGGGCACAGAGGAUGCUCUCAAGCUAGAUACACUCUUAAAGCUGUCCGAUAGCACAAGUUACGACCUUCGUGCUGCGGCACUGCGCAUCAUUGCGGAGCGAUCUACAAAAGGCUCGACGCGAGAUUUGCUUCUAAAAGACCUGGCAAGCAAAAAUAAAGAGCGAAGAGGUAGAGCGCUAACUGCGCUAUACUUCCUGCUAUCUAAUAGAGCGCUUGCACGAACCGCUGUCUGUUCUCGCCUGAAAGACCUCUCUACCUACACUGCCCUCGUCGAUUGUUUGUGCAAUUUCCUCAAGGAGCAUGUUGAAGAAACCUCUACCACCGAUUCGCCUAUCCUGCCAAAAACGAGACCGUUGGGCGAGAAAAAAGCACUCAGCAUUCUCAAUUUGAUUCUGCGAGAAAAUAUUCCUGCCGCACUGGAAGCUGGUGUGGUCAGUCGUUGGCUUUCUAAAUACCCAUUCCCGUGUGCUUUGACAACCCCGUCGCGGAGGCAGGACGUGGUGAUACUCAUGAAGACUUGGUGGUCUGAUGACACGAUCAUGAGUGAAAUAUUCAGCACGCUAUCAUCUCACCCUGAUGGUACAAAACAAUUAAGAAAGUAUGGUCUAAUGGGCAGUAUGAUGGAGGAGAAUGACCAUGAUGAUGAUGAAGAAGAUAGCGAUGUAUGGAUGAUCGAUGGCGAAGAUACAGCCGGGUCGAGGCGCCUUUCAGGGAGGAGGCUUCGCGGGGGAACCGCAGAAGAACAAGCCGUCAGGAGGCGCAGGAGGGAAGCCAUGGUGUUGAGCGAUGGAGUUCAUCCUUUGAACAAUGACGAUAUCUUUCAAAUACCUAUCGCAGAAUGA